UUACCGUUAAUUUAAGAAAAACAUCACUGUUCUCAAAACUGCUGAGUUGAUGCUAAGUUAUGAGUCAAUAAACUGCGGAAACAAGUGACACUCACUCACGCGGAUAUUUCUAGCAUUUGUUUCUGCAAGAGAGCAGUAUAAGAUGGAGGACGACAUAGACAUAGAGGAGCAUGAUCUGUUGAACGACCCAGCCUUGGGGGGUGUGUUUCCAGAUCUUACCAUUUUGAAAAGUGAAAUUGUGGAUUUCAACAUAAGUACAGAAACUCCGACAAAGACACAAGUACCAGAAAGAAAUGAAAACCAACUGGAUGGCACUUUGCCAUUGAACAGUGGAAGUCUUCCUCCCGUGUGCCCCACGCAUGACACAGAUGUCAAACCUGACAUCAUAUGUACUGACAUUGAUGAUACAAAAACUUUAGUGAGCAAUAAUUUAUCAGAAUCUGACAAAAUAGUCCCUCAAGUUAAGAAAGAAUUAGAGUUUUUUCAAUUGAAUGAAUUUUACAGCAACAGAAUAAAACUGAAUAGCGGAAUAGAUGUGAACAGUAUCCUAGAAUUAGACUAUAAUAACAUUAACCCGCCAGUGGUGACGUCAAUUUGA
Messenger RNA from Plutella xylostella (diamondback moth), 598 nucleotides. Lineage: Eukaryota; Metazoa; Arthropoda; Insecta; Lepidoptera; Plutellidae. The record is from RefSeq and is a predicted model, not a curated record.